AUGGGAGGCUACCUAUCAUCGCUGUCGAAACUCGUAUGGGCAAAGAAAGAGAUUAGGAUAUUGAUCNUUGGGCUUGNNAUUGGCGAAGUCGUUACCACCAUUCCAACAAUAGGCUUCAACGUCGAGUCCGUUAACUACAAAAAUCUCAACUUCAAUGUUUGGGUAUGCGCCCCUGAUAUUCUCUCGUCCUCGGCCUGCCGUCUGACACGUCACAUAGNNGAUCUAGGAGGUCAAACAUCUAUCCGCCCGUACUGGAGAUGUUAUUAUGCCAACACAGCCGCUGUCAUUUUCGUCAUUGACUCGACUGAUGUCGACCGACUUUCUACCGCUGCUGAUGAGCUUUCGGCAAUGCUGAACGAGGAGGAACUGCGUGAUGCUGCCUUACUAGUCUUUGCGAACAAACAAGAUCAACCGGGUGCCAAGGGUGCUGGUGAUAUCAGUGAAGCUCUUCGCUUGGGCGAGCUCAAAGACAGGAACUGGACUAUCGUGGCUUGCAGUGCUAUCGAUGGUAGAGGUGUGUCGGAGGGCAUGGAUUGGAUGGUCGUACGUUUAAACCAACUCGCUGCCGCUGUCGCUUAUGCGGUUCUCCCCAAAUUGGUCAUGAACUAA
This is a messenger RNA of Aureobasidium musti, 609 nucleotides long. Lineage: Eukaryota; Fungi; Ascomycota; Dothideomycetes; Dothideales; Saccotheciaceae. The record is from the annotation of a GenBank genome assembly.